UAACAAGACAAACAUUGACGAUUGGAGCUGCUUGGCUGCUGUUGUUCUCCAACUCUAGUCAAGUGGGCUAAAACGGACUACUGACAGAUACCUGAUCGCCCUGGAACUUUGUAAGUUCAAAAAUCUGGUAUUGUGUGCUAUUGUAUGGUAUUGUGGUUAUCGUGCCGCUCAAGGUUGAAUACCCCACCAACAAUUUUCGAACAGCCUUUCCAGGACUAUUUCUCUGUUUCCCUUUCUGCUUUCCAGCAGAGCCACCUCUUGUUCCUUCCCAUCAGAGUACAAUCGGAAGGUUUUUGCCAAGUCAUUGCCAGAACAAGUCGCAUGACGAUUUGCCUGCAGCGUAUCCUUUGACUAUUCCUUCUGGCGCAUCGGUGCUCUUAUCCCAAUAUGAGCGACGCAGCCGUUCAGGACCAGCCCGAGGUGGCUACUGCCGCUUCAACCAACGAGGCCCAGCCCGUAAACGAAAGCGCCGUUGCUGUUGAAUCUACCGACAAGGCCGAACAGAAGGCAGAGGGCGCGUCUGACGCCCAGAGUACCACUGAGAAAUCUGCAGAAGAGGCUGCACCCGAGGCGCAGGACGCCAGUGAAAAGGCCGAUCAGAAGGCGGAGGAGGCUCCGUCCGCCGCCCAGAAUGGCGCUGACAAGACCCCAAACAUUCUGAAGACUACGGGUCAGAUCGACCGCAAAGACUUUAAGAAGAACAGAAAAUAUGAUCCCAACACCCAGCCAGUGACCGACGACCCGGUCAAGAUUCGGAAUCAGGUCGAGUUCUACUUCAGCGACAGCAACUUGCCAGGCGACAAGUUUAUGUGGGAGAACACCGGCGGCGAGGAGAACAAGCCCAUCUCGCUCAAAACCAUCUGCAACUUCAAGCGCAUGCGGCAGUUCCAGCCUUACUCAGCCGUCGUCGCCGCCCUCCGCGAGAGCAACUUCCUCGAAAUCUCUGGCGAGGAGGGCCAGGAGGUGGUCAAGCGCAAGAAGGCCUACACCUCGUCGACCGAUCUCCAGAAAGCUAAGCUUCAAGCGAGCGUCUACGUCAAGGGAUUCGGCGACGAGGAGCCAUCAACUCAAUUCGACAUUGAGGCCUUCUUCGCCCCCUACGGCCCUGUCAACUUGGUCAAGCUCCGGCGCACGGCCGAAGACUACUUCAAGGGCUCCGUCUUCGUCGAGUUUGCCAGCGCCGAGCUCGCCGAUGCCUUUGUGAAGCUCGACCCCGCCCCGACCUGGAAGGGCCACGAGCUCUUGAUCAUGAAAAAGCUCGACUACCUCGAAAUGAAGAACAGGCAGAUCAAGGAGGGUCUGUUGGAGCCCAGCAGUGGCCGAAAGAUUUUCUGGGAGGGCAAGGAAAAGGGCUUGCGCGGCGGACGUGGCGGUGCCCGGGGCGGCCGUGGUGGAAGCCGCGAUGGGAAUAACGACGACUGGAAGAAGCGACGUGAGGGCGACCAGAAGAACGGGUUCAAGCACGGUGGUCGGGGCCGUGGUAGGGGCAGAGGCAGGGGUGGCCGCGGUGGUCGUGAGCGCGAUAACAAGGGCCGCGAGGAGAAGAAGACCGAGGAGGUCAAGAAAAGCACUAAUGAUGUUCAAAUUCCCACCAUCCAGUCUACUGCCGAGCCCAACGGUAAGCGGGCCAGGGAAGAUGAUGGCGAUUCGGCGCCUCCGGCAAAGAAGGUCGACACCAAGACGGAGGCCGUGGCGGCGCAAUAGGGGCGGCGUUUUGUGCCAGGUUUGCGGACUGUUCUGGGUUUACAGGUCCGUGGCUGAUAUCCGACCGGGCUGUACAAUUUUAUUCUCCUGGACGGCGUUUCGGGCUGGUCUUUGCUUUUUAGAUGGGAGGGGCCUCCAGAAAAUAUGCGUUGGGAAUAUGCUGUGAAAUGGACUUCGGUUUGGCAACUCCGGUGCGAGACAUUGUGCCAGGGUUUCGGACAGAGCGGCUCAGUCUUCUUGAUUUUGAAUCUGACAUCCCAACAAGAUGAGCGAAGCUUUUAGCCGAAUAGAGUGGCCAUCCAGCAUCAUGAUUUUGCGGCAUCUCGAGCUGUCAUUUCUAAGCAUCUGUGUUCCUCAGUCCGACAGCGCAUGGAGCAUGGUAGCGGGCUGGAGUGAUAAAAGUAGGGACAUACUUUCGCCAGCUACUUGGAGAACACAACAAUUGCAUACAGAUCUUGGCUUGAUUGAAUCUACAGUGA
Molecule: messenger RNA, 2183 nt
Organism: Canariomyces notabilis
Lineage: Eukaryota; Fungi; Ascomycota; Sordariomycetes; Sordariales; Chaetomiaceae
Exons: 4
Coding region: 388-1704 (438 amino acids)
Biological process (GO): RNA processing
Cellular component (GO): nucleus; ribonucleoprotein complex
Molecular function (GO): RNA binding
Source: RefSeq, a predicted model, not a curated record